This is a messenger RNA of Sorex araneus (European shrew), 1979 nucleotides long. It is a transcript of the gene RAB7A, whose product is annotated as RAB7A, member RAS oncogene family. The transcript is spliced from 6 exons. Lineage: Eukaryota; Metazoa; Chordata; Mammalia; Eulipotyphla; Soricidae. Bases 218 to 841 code for a protein of 207 amino acids. The record is from RefSeq and is a predicted model, not a curated record. Gene Ontology annotation, biological process: endosome to lysosome transport; phagosome-lysosome fusion. Gene Ontology annotation, cellular component: phagocytic vesicle; late endosome; lysosome. Gene Ontology annotation, molecular function: GTPase activity; GTP binding.
CAGGUACUUCCGGUCGGGGCGGCGGCGGUGGCGGAAGUGGGAGCGGAGCCGGAGUCUUGGCCAUAAAGCCCGAGGCGGCGGCGGCGGCGGCGUCGGAGGCUCGGAGAGCGCCCAGGAGCCGGCCGGACCCGCGACGUGGACUCGGCCCGCGCGCCCGCCCCCCUGCUCGCACACCCUCGUCGGCGGGAGCCCCCCGCGCAGCGGCCGAGUUGGCAAGAUGACCUCCAGGAAGAAAGUGUUGCUGAAGGUCAUCAUCCUGGGAGAUUCUGGGGUCGGUAAGACAUCCCUCAUGAACCAGUAUGUGAACAAGAAAUUCAGCAAUCAGUACAAAGCCACAAUAGGAGCAGACUUCCUGACCAAGGAGGUGAUGGUGGACGACAGACUAGUGACGAUGCAGAUCUGGGACACGGCGGGGCAGGAGCGGUUCCAGUCCCUCGGGGUGGCCUUCUACAGAGGCGCAGACUGCUGCGUGCUGGUGUUCGACGUGACCGCCCCCAACACCUUCAAGACCCUGGACAGCUGGAGAGACGAGUUCCUCAUCCAGGCCAGCCCCCGGGACCCCGAGAACUUCCCCUUCGUCGUGUUGGGAAACAAGAUCGACCUCGAAAACAGACAAGUGGCCACGAAGCGGGCACAGGCCUGGUGCUACAGCAAAAACAACAUUCCCUACUUCGAGACCAGUGCCAAGGAGGCCAUCAACGUGGAGCAGGCCUUCCAGACCAUCGCGCGGAACGCGCUCAAGCAGGAGACAGAGGUGGAGCUCUACAACGAAUUCCCCGAGCCCAUCAAACUGGACAAGAGCGACCGGGCCAAAGCCUCGGCGGAGAGCUGCAGCUGCUGAGGGGCGGCGGGAGCAGGCACCGAGCCCUCCACCACCAGGAACACGCCCAGGCCUUCCGACACAGCCCCGCCCAGCCAGCCUCAGAGCCCCCACAGCCCCGCACACACCGCCCACCCCGCCCGCGCCCGGCAGGGCCCCCUAAGGGCCUGUGGCCGCAUCAGCCUUGUGGGGGGGGGACAGGAUGCGGCCCGGCCUCAGAAGCCCAUUCUCGUAGUCCACUGGAGAGAGAACUGUUUACAGUUAAUCUGUGUCGAAUUAGUUCCCGGGUUUUUUUUAACGGUCUCGUGAUCUCUCUGCCCCGGCCCCCGCCCCCGCCCCGUGAAGGCCCCUUGGGAAGGCUGGUGCCCCCUGCUCGCCACAGGCCCGCCAGUCUGAGCAGGCUGAGCUUUGUACGUACCUGUUAAUGCUUGUUACUUUUAACUAAUCAGAUCUUUUUACAGUAUCCAUUUAUUAUGUAAUGCUUCUUAGUAAAGAAUCUUAUAGUACAUGUUAAUAUAUGCAACCAAUUAAAAAAAAUGUAUAAAUUAGUGUAAGAAAUUCUUGGAUUAUGUGUGGAAGUCCUGUGACGCAGGCGUGUGGGAUGCGGGUCGGCCCGGCCGGCUCAGUGUCCCGCAGCAGGCCCGGCCGGGCCCGCCUCCGUCAGAGACCCGAGAGCCUAGAAGCUGUUUCAGUCUCUCCAGGGGGAAGCUGGCUAGUUCCCUUCUGCAUCUAAAUUUCCCAAAAGGUGGAUCUGCAUACUAUGUGCAAUGGAGAAGUGGCUGUUGUUACUGAAAUUUGAAUUUUUUUUUCUUUUUAUUUCCCCCCCCCCCCCCCGCGCUACACUUCAAACUCCCUGUUAGAUAGAAGCGCCCUACUCGUAAGCAGGAAAGGAAAACCCUCACAGAUCUGUCUGGUGGUUCUACCUUUGUUCUAGAAGGCGCUCCCGUUGAGGUCGUGAUCCCGUAGGUUAGCUGCCCUCUCCCCCUCCCCCACCCGCCCCAUCACGACCAGCGAACGUCCCUUCGGUGUGGCGCCCGGGUGCCCUUCGCCGUAGCCUGCGUGACGGAGCUCCUGCCCCCCAGAGGUCUGCACUAGGCUGUGGGCUGAGUUCUUCUGUAGAGAUGAACAUGAUGCCAAUAAAAUGUCAUGAGAACAAAGA